AUGCGUUGGUGCCGAAUACGGUUUGUUCUCCUGGGCCUGCUCCUGUGUGUCGUGCAUGUGGUCAGCGGCACGUGCGGCCAGAACUUCGUGGACCCAUCCUCCAGUGCCCUACUGGCUGAUGUUGUCAUAGAAGGCAAGGUCCGGUCCAGCUCGGACCCUGAUCCAGACGGUACCUUCAACAUCACAGUUGCGGUCAAGAAAAACGUCCUCAAAGGCAAGGAGCUCAUCAACAAGGGCCGUGUUGCCAAAACCAUCACCGUGGACAGAUUCAAAGAUGGAGCCAAGGAUAAACGGCUCUGCCUUGGCCACGUGCAGACAGGUCGGACGUACGUGUUCUUCCUCAAAGACACUCAGGAUAAGAAAGGAUUAUAUUUCAGAAUAAUGGCCAUGCCGGUGAAGAAGUCGAAGAAAGUGAUUGCGGAAGUCAAAGCAGUGUUGUGCGAUAGCUGCGCCAAGUUGCCAUCUAUCAGUGCUCUCAAUGUCCCCAAGAAGCAAGCAGUGGACCGGAACAUCACGCUGGAGUGCCGGGUGGACAGCAACCCUCCGGCUUUGUUCUCCUGGUUCAAAGAUGGCGUCAUCAUCGCCAAAAAUUCAGACAAGUACCAGGUCAGGAACGGCAA
This is a messenger RNA of Candidula unifasciata, 620 nucleotides long. NCBI's taxonomy places the organism in Eukaryota, Metazoa, Mollusca, Gastropoda, Stylommatophora, Geomitridae. The record is from the annotation of a GenBank genome assembly.